AAGUAUGGAGUGUUAAGAGACCCUUCGUGUUUAUGUUUUCUUCACUGUUUCUUUUUUCUUUUUUGUUCACGUCUGUUUUCUGUUACAUUUAGUAAGUGCUGUCACUGAUAUGAUGAAAACUGUAUUUGUAACUGUCGGAACCACAAGUUUUGAUGAUCUGAUUGGCGCUGUGACUUCAGAUGAAUCCGUGAAGGCAUUAAUCGGCCGUGGCUACACAGACGUGGUGCUUCAGGUCGGCAGAGGCUCAGUUGUUCCUGAUCCAGACAGCUGCCCAGGACUGACACUUCAGGUGUUUCGUUUCAAAGACUCAAUCGCCGAGGACAUGAGACACUCAGAUCUGAUUAUCAGUCAUGCUGGAGCAGGAAGUUGUUUGGAAGCACUCGGAGCAAAUAAACAUCUCCUUGUUGUGGUCAAUGAUAAAUUAAUGGACAAUCACCAGCUGGAGCUCGCAAAGCAGCUGCAGGCAGAUUCACAUCUUAUCUACUGCACUUGCAGUACUCUGCCUCAGACUUUGAGGGAUAUGGAUCUGUCUGCUUUGACAACCUUUGCGCCUGGUCAACCGGAGAACUUCGCCAGCUUUUUAGAUAAGGCUGUUGGACUUGUUUGAGAGCUCUCUCUUGAACCGGGACGGUUACUGUUUUAAUGAGAAAACCUGCACUGGACACUCAGUAGUCCAAUGUUGUUUGAAAAGAACAGUUUUUUACCAAACUAAUAAUUGACCUUUAAUGAUAAAUGCACUGGAGUGAAUAGUUACGGUAUGAUGCAGCUGUAAAAUAUAUAAAAUAUGAAAAAAAGCUGUUAUUUAACAAUAGUAAUGCAUUUUAGUUAAACAUUGUUAUUAUUAUUAACAUUUCAGAUUACAGUAUUUGUUAAUAAAAAAUUAAUUUUAUGCCUAGUCUUGUUCUUUAUAACUUUGUUCUAUGAAGUCACAAUGAAAAUGUCGGAUUGCUUAUCAAGAUAUUUAUUCUUAAAGAAGUGGAAGUUGUGAAGGAAACAUGCAGUAGUGAACAUCCUGUGUAG
Carassius carassius (crucian carp) is the source of this 1020-nucleotide messenger RNA. RefSeq names its product UDP-N-acetylglucosamine transferase subunit ALG13 homolog. Gene Ontology annotation, biological process: dolichol-linked oligosaccharide biosynthetic process. The transcript has 4 exons. The record is from RefSeq and is a predicted model, not a curated record. Bases 110 to 607 code for a protein of 165 amino acids. Lineage: Eukaryota; Metazoa; Chordata; Actinopteri; Cypriniformes; Cyprinidae. Gene Ontology annotation, molecular function: hexosyltransferase activity.